CGAUAUCCACUAUCAACUACCGCCCACGCUCGCGUGAAAAUGUCAGAACAAUUUCCCCAAUGCAAGUGACCUCAAACCCGAGAGAUCGCGCAAUGACAGGGCGCGUUGUGAAACCGGAGCGAAGGAAGCACGUGUGAUUGACCGAACAAACACCCUCUUCUUCGAAUUUUGACUUAAAACUUUAGUGGCUGCAGGAAUUCAUAUUCUUGGUUCUUUCGGUUAAAGCCACGUAGAUAUAAAAAAUAAAAGUAAAUAAAUUUGUUUGAUUAUUUUUCCUUUUAUUUUUUCUAUCUAUGUGACUUUACCAAAAGAACCAAGAAUAUCCUCCCGUUCGGCACACUGCGCGAAUGCGGUUCCCAGCCAAAAACAACGUUUUAUUUUUUACAUUUUCAUCAUGCAACAUUUUGGCACCAAACAUCCCCCUUGGUAGGCAGCCCUCGCAGGUGGUGAGAGAGGGCGACAUGAGUCGUGAGCCGUCGGAGUGGACUCAACCGCGGUAAACGAGACGACGACGAAGUACAACAAUCUGAACAAAACCUCUCUCGCCUACUUCAGCAUUUUUUAUUGCUGUGGUUGUUCCACCUGAUGAAGAUUGCUUGUGUUGCGAUCGAAACGUCGUGAUUCGUUUAAUUUGAUUUCUACCUACGUGACUUUACCGAAAGAACCAAAGAGUAUGGAUUCCUGCAGUCACGAAAGCUUCAAAUCAAGAUUAAAACCUCUGGAGUUGGUUCUCACAAGGCUGAUGAAUUUGUAACCAGAGGCACGAGGUUUGAUGAAUUUCCUUUCAACCGAGUAACCGACAUCCCCCUUCCCUUUGCCUGACCCAACAUGGUUCUGAGAAAUAAAUAUUACGAACGAUGAACAUCGAUAUUUUAAUAGACCAAUUGUCCGUUUUGUGAGGAAUAUCCCUAACUGGUGGGUAACUUGCAAGCGAAUACAAAAACAAAGUUAAACGGACAGCUAUGCAUGCGUGAGGUAUUUUUUUUUACUCUAGGUAACCGCAUUAUUAUCAUCACUACCAUACCUGUCACUACUAGAGGAACAGAAAAUAAUUAUUUCCUUCCCCUUAUGUAUACAGUAUAUAGCUAUCUUGGCUUCAAUUUUCAUUUCCCCUGCAUAGAAAGUGUGUGGCAGAGGCGAGUGGCAUCUGUGUGCUGGCUAUAGCAUUAGAGAGAUAUACAAAAACGGACGUGCAAGCAUGGAAACACUUUGCUUUGUACAGCGCGUGAUGAUUGGCAUUCAUCUGUUGCUUCUGUCUAAAGCUCAAGGUGAGUGAAGUCGGUUCAACAAAUGGCCUAUACCUCCUCUCUCUUAAGGUUUGCUUUGGGGUUGUAGCUGUGAAGGUGUAUGAGUAUUUAUAACCCACACUAAGCAAUUGAUUCCCUUGUCCGCAUACUUAUCUACCUGCCUACGCAUUAUCACUCAUUCACCUCGAGUACCUUCCAACUCACCUACCUAUUCACUGGCCAACACCCCAUCCCUUUGUCAGGGGUUAAUAAUGGCCAUGAUAGAUACACUGAGUCAGCACAACUGAGGUUCUGGGUUAAAUUCUUUGGUCCGAGCAUCUCUGAAUUUCUUACAAGGAAUGUAUAAUGGCUGGGUGAGGGCAGUAAUCAAUCUUUAAGCCUUAGUUUUCAAGUCAGCAAUCCGGAAUGACCACACCACUCUCCUCAUGUGCCAUGCUGCCCGUUGUAGGCGCUCGCUCACUCACAACACUUACCCAAAACAGUCCACUAAGUCUAUGAGGGGGAUCUCUGUCUUUCUCUCUUUGCCGAUACAGGUGUCCAGAUUAUUAAAUCGGAGAUCAACUAUUACAGUGAUGCAUCCGGUCGGGUAGGAGGAGACGUUAGACUGCGCUGCAUCUACAAGGGAAGUUCGACCGUCUCCCAGAUAUUAUGGGCAAAGGAAACAAACCAAAUGCUUGUGAAUGUAGCAACUCGCCAGAAUGAUAAUACUAGUUUUGUCUUUGAUGGUGAGUUCAAACAGCGUGUGACUUUCGUUGGCUACGGAAUUAGAGAUGGCUCCAUCACAAUCAAUAAUCUGAGCACCUCCGACAGCGGUACCUACAUCUGCAGAUUCAUGACGACGUCAGGGAAUAAGGAGGUGAAGAUCAACCUCAUCGUGCGCGGUGUCCAGAAUAUUAAAUCGGAGAUCGACUAUUACAGUGAUGCAUCCGGUCGGGUAGGAGGAGACGUUAGACUGCGCUGCAUCUACAAGGGAAGUUCGACCGUCUCCCAGAUAUUAUGGGCAAAGGAAACAAACCAAAUGCUUGUGAACGUAGCAACUCGCCAGAAUGAUAAUACUAGUUUUGUCUUUGAUGGUGAGUUCAAACAGCGUGUGACUUUCGUUGGCUACGGAAUUAGAGAUGGCUCCAUCACAAUCAAUAAUCUGAGCACCUCCGACAGCGGUACCUACAUCUGCAGAUUCAUGACGACGUCAGGGAAUAAGGAGGUGAAGAUCAACCUCAUCGUGCGCGGUGUCCAGAAUAUUAAAUCGGAGAUCGACUAUUACAGUGAUGCAUCCGGUCGGGUAGGAGGAGACGUUAGACUGCGCUGCAUCUACAAGGGAAGUUCGACCGUCUCCCAGAUAUUAUGGGCAAAGGAAACAAACCAAAUGCUUGUGAACGUAGCAACUCGCCAGAAUGAUAAUACUAGUUUUGUCUUUGAUGGUGAGUUCAAACAGCGUGUGACUUUCGUUGGCUACGGAAUUAAAGAUGGCUCCAUCACAAUCAAUAAUCUGAGCACCUCCGACAGCGGUACCUACAUCUGCAGAUUCAUGACGACGUCGGGGAAUAAGGAGGUGAAGAUCAACCUCAUCGUGCGCGGUGUCCAGAAUAUUAAAUCGGAGAUCGACCAUAACAGUGAAGCAUCCGGUCGGGGUGGAGGAGACGUUAGACUGGGCUGCGUCUACAAGGGAAGUGCGAACGUCUCCCAGAUAUUAUGGGCAAAGGAAACAAACCAAGGGCUUAUGAACUUAGCAACUCGCCAGAAUGAUCAUACUAGUUUUCACUUUGAUAGUGAGUUCUCAUGGCGACUGACUUUCGUUCGAUACGGAAUUAAAGAUGCCUCCAUCACAAUCAGUAAUCUGAGCACCUCCGACAGCGGUACCUACAUCUGCAGAUUCAUGACGACGUCAGGGAAUAAGGAGGUGAAGAUCAACCUCAUCGUGCUCGGUGGUGGUGAUUGUGAUGGUGGUGAUGGUGGCGUUGAACCCUGGGUCAUAGCUGUUGCCACCAUAGUGCCACUGACGGCGUUGGUGGCCGCGGUGGGAGCCGUUUACUGCUUCUGGUUCCGCAAGAAAGGGAGUCCUGUCACGCGAACGGGGCAAGGUGAACAUUACCAGCAAAACGCUCCACGAGGAACUCAGCAGCAGCGGCGGCACAACGACCGGACAUCCCGACUCCGGACUACGGAGUUACAACUGGAUCAUGCUCCUUAUGGCAGCGGCACAGAAACGUUUGAAUACUACAAUAUGCCUCAAGAAUUAUCUUCUCAUCGGAACCGCAUGCAACAUCUGGAUGAGAGAAUAAUGAAUUCUUCUGAAACGAGCCCACCGAACCAAGAGGCCAGUAGGCACUACGAGCCUCUGAAGCCGCCUGCGGAGAACGCCUAUGACAAGUUAAACCACCCCACGUACACGAAUGCCUAAAACAGAGUACCUCGGGAACCACACGCAUGCACUUAACGACACCACGCAGCACUCGCAUGGAAUUCAAACUCAAGAGCACGGGGUUCAGUCGGACGUUUCAUUUAUUCGGCGUUGUAUAUAUGCUUUUUUUCCAAAAAUGAAUACUAAGUGUGAUAUUGCCCACUUUUAAUGUAAUAGCUCCUCGUAGACAUAUCUGUGAAAUCAGUGUGUUCUGAGCUUAAAAAACAAAGCGAGGAGCCAAAAAGAAUUAGCAUUCGAAUGACAAUUUGACAAACAAAAAUUAUCUUUAAACAAACGGGACCACAAAAGUAAAUGACCAAAGAGGUCAGAAAGGGCUAUAGGGAGGCCAAACGAGCGCACGCCUGUUGUAUAAGCUGACCAUGGCAAAAAUAACUCGAGACCCGAGCUAUUAACUUUGUACAAGUGUUGGCGUUUGGAAAGUUGAAACGUUCAAAUUUGCAAUCAACGUUUGUGAUAUUCUUAAACAUCAUGGUAUGAAACGUUAACUUUGGUAAACUUACGUACUCUGUUAUAACAACCUAGGCCCAGAAUGUUUUAAUGUGACUAUUUUACGUGACCUUAUUAACAAUUACUGUUAUGACAUACGGUCUUAAGACGGGUUAAGCAUGUGCAACUUAAUGAAAGUGAAAUUAUGGAAGCUCGGGUUGAAGAGAUGAACCUAAGGAUCAUUCAGAACAAUUGGUAUUUUUAGAUAUAUUCAAAUUGUCAAAUCUACACGACCAAAUUGUCAAAUCUACAUAACAAGCCAUGCCUGACCACCUUUGUCUCUCCAGUGGCUAUCAUUGCAUGCUGCAGCAGGUAUUCAUAUUUAGGAUGAGUCAACCUAAGUUGGGAAUCAUAACCUGAGCAGAUAACUGCAACUUUAUUGAUUGAGGAGGAAUCGAAUUCGGUGAAGCAGCCUCAAUAGAAGGGGCAAAGAAACAAAAUCCACACACACACACCCAGCGGUUAGCUUCUACGAGUCAAAAGACAUCACCAGGGGCAACCAAGUACAUCAGGAUUCUCAUUAUCUCGGGAUGACCUCUGGGGGAAAGGGGGAAGAAGGGCAGAGCUGAUAACUUUGGCUCUAGGAUGUCCAGGGAGCCAGAACAAAAGGUGAACUAAGAUUGACCGAAUGAAUAAAAGGGUGUAAAAGUGUUCACACAAACCAGUCUGGCAGAGGCAAACUCUGGGGUCUGGUCCUCGUAAUCAGCCAUACGUUGGAGCUUUUCAGAGGCAAAGGCUCCGAGUCGCUAAGAGGAGCCAAGUGGUGUUCCAUAUUUUUAUUUACAUUUUGAGUCACUUGCAGAGUCAAGGACUUCGAUAAAUUGUGCUGUACUUAGUUAAGAGUUGUGAUAAGCAUAGAGUUGUGAUAAGCGUUGUGCGAAGGGAUUUUCAUAUAAUGCUGUGUUAAGCUAAGACGUGUGAGAAGUUAAGUAAAGAUUAGAGUCAUACACCAAAAUCGAGGGUGCAUUAAGUAUUGUCCAAGCUAUAGGCUGGAAAAGUUUUUAUUGGUCGUGCCCAGUGACUGACAAUUAUUGAAGGGGCUGAGAAUGUGUUAAGAGUGUGUGUGGACACGUUCAGACUGCUGCACAGGGGGUGAUCUGCUGAGGGUGAGCAAACAACGGGCGCUCACGAACCAAGCCAUUCCAAAAACGGCUGACAGGCAGUGUGCUGGGCCAGGAGCGCAGCGCCACAUUAAAUUCGCACUGCAAUGACAAUAGUUUAAAGCGAUUUGAAGCAUGUUUUUUUUUUUGGGGGGGGGGGGGGGGCAGAGCUUUGUGACAUCGUCUCUGGUGUGGACCAAUCAGUUUCAAGGACAAUGCAUACAUUAUCAGUGUUUUUUUAGCAUUUUGACCACAAUUAUUGUGGUUGAUGUAAACAUGAAUCCUUGUAAAAAGGUUUCAGUUGUGUUGCCAGAAAAAAGGGGAAAACCCCUAUUAUUAUAUUUUGGUACUGGCAAAGGAGGUCUAAUAAUGACUUAUGCAUUGUCGCGUUACCAUGAUACAUUAGCCGGAUUGCUUUCUGUUAACCACCUGAUCGUGAGAUCCGAUCGUUGAUGCUUUCUAACCAUUUUAUAAUCAUGUACCAGCACACAUUCCGUGUGAAUAUUGCCAUUUUGAGGUAUUUGCCUGUUCUCGUUUAAUCACGUAAUCGUGAGA
Messenger RNA from Lethenteron reissneri (Far Eastern brook lamprey), 5810 nucleotides. RefSeq names its product hemicentin-1-like. Gene Ontology annotation, molecular function: cell-cell adhesion mediator activity. The record is from RefSeq and is a predicted model, not a curated record. Lineage: Eukaryota; Metazoa; Chordata; Hyperoartia; Petromyzontiformes; Petromyzontidae.